UUUUCACGGAGGCUUUGCCCCUGGACGUCACGUCUCGUGAUUUUAGGCAUACUACGUGGAUUUCAGAUUUCUACACCGAAAGCCGACCAAAAUGGGAAUUUAAUGAAAGUGGACGAAACUCGUUUCCAGUCGUUGUACAUCCGGAUCUUAACCAGGCUUCGGUUUUAAAGGAAUGAUGCAAGAUAUCGGGCCUGAGUCGUCGACGAACUUCGUUUCACAGACGUCAAAGCACAUCGAGCAGAGGUAUCAGAAAUUCUUAGAUGACCUCACUCCAUUUGUGACAGGAAGAUGGAUCGGUGCAUGUCUAAUGAUUUUAGCAUUCGUAGCUCGAGUUUUUAUAAUGCAGGGUUGGUACAUAGUUGCUUAUGCAUUGGGAAUCUACCAUUUAAAUUUAUUUAUUGCAUUUCUAACCCCAAAAAGUGACCCAGCGUUAGCGAUGUACGAAGAGGAUGGCGGAGGGCCAGAACUUCCGACUAGGGCAAAUGAAGAGUUCAAACCAUUUAUCAGGAGGUUACCAGAAUUUAAAUUCUGGUAUUCGGUAUCAAACUCUACUCUCAUAGCAUUUACCUGUACUUUUUUUGAAAUAUUCAAUAUACCAGUAUUUUGGCCCAUUCUUGUCAUGUACUUCAUCACGCUUGUAGCGAUUACAAUGAAGAGGCAGAUCAAGCACAUGAUAAAAUACCGCUAUUUGCCUUUCACUCAUGGAAAGCCGAAAUACGCCAGUGCCAACAACACAGGCAAGGUGAUUAAUUUAAAGUGACAGGCUGAAGCAGUGCCUCUUAUCCCCCCUAUACCUGUUAUACCCGUUGUUGUACCACCGCCAGUCAGUGAAGCAUAAAUUUCAAAGUUCAAAAACCAAAAUUAUAUUUUAAACAGUGCAAUAGUUGUUAACAGACUUUUUUAAGUGUUUGAUUAAUUAUUUUCAUGUGAUUGUGCACUUUGUGAUGCCAGCCGUCUUUAUUUGCAUGAAAGAUUGGAUUUCAGAGAGAGUGUAUUGUGAAUAUUUAAUGUCAAGAGAUUUUUGACUACUGUAUAAAUUUAUAUAUUUUUACUUUGUGAAUAAUAUGAAGUUAUUGUACACCGGGAGGGAUAGUUGGCACAUCUUACAUUUUCUGUUGGUUUUAAAGAAAUUGUUAUCGUUAUUUUACUCAUUCGGUACUUGAUUUAUUUCUAGUUGAACUGCGUG
Molecule: messenger RNA, 1186 nt
Organism: Cimex lectularius (bed bug)
Lineage: Eukaryota; Metazoa; Arthropoda; Insecta; Hemiptera; Cimicidae
Product: protein RER1
Exons: 7
Coding region: 173-760 (195 amino acids)
Biological process (GO): retrograde vesicle-mediated transport, Golgi to endoplasmic reticulum; protein retention in ER lumen
Cellular component (GO): Golgi membrane
Source: RefSeq, a predicted model, not a curated record